AUGGACCCUUUCUCCAUUAUAGUGGGAACUGUGGGUUUGGCAGACGUCUCCAUCCGUGUCAUUACUUAUCUCAGCUCUCUCAAAAGUGCAACCUCCAAAAUUCAGGAUGAAAUUACCAUCCUGGGACAAGAAAUCGAAGCUCUCGUGGCUGUAAAUGACUCAGUCGAGGACUUCUGGCAUUCAAGGCAUGACCUGGAUGGCUUUGAUGUGUCAGCCAAUGAUGGAUCUCAUGCUAGUAAUGUUUGGAAGAACUUAGCAUCGCUGUUGCAGCAAAGCAAGGGAACUAUUGAACAACUCGAGGUAUUGCUGAAGGAGGUGGUCGGCAAGAAACAUGCGCUCGUAGGGGGCAAGCUCGAUGGUCUUAGAAAGACGAUCCGACGACAGGAUCGAGAUGGAGAAUAUAUGCAAAUACGCCAGCGCCUCGCCAAUAACCAAGCCGGUAUCCAGAUGUUAUUGAGUGCGCUUAAUCUCUCCUACACGCUCAAAUCGCAUGCAGCAGCGGACCAGACUGUGGACUCGCUACCAGAGAACUUGCAGCACCAAAACAAUAAGCUCGCAAUAAGAAUAAAAAAUCUGCGCCGGAUUAUGCAAGGCUCAACCGACCCAGACAAUCUCCAUGAUUCCCUCGUUUCCGCGGACGCAGUGGCAUCUCUCAUUAGGUUCAACAAGCAUUUCGACAUGCCUCAAACAGUCAGCAGUUAUUACACGGGUCGACAGAAGCAGUUAGAUGUGCUUAAGUCGACACUCGACGUCGUCAAUUCUCGCGAACCUCAAGACCACCAAAAGCGCUUCGUCAUUUAUGGUCUUGGAGGUUCUGGGAAAACACAAUUCUGUUGCAAAUUUGCGCAAGACAACCGGGAACAUUUCUGGGGUGUCUUCUGGAUUGACGGGAGUUCGUACGAAAAUGCAAAACAUUCCUUCGCGGGAAUUGCCAAAAUUGGUGGCGUCGAACCCAACGAAAAUGCGGCAAAGAACUGGCUUUCUAGUUUACAGCAACCCUGGCUACUUCUCAUCGAUAAUGCGGACGACCCUGAAAUCGACGUGAUGCGCUACUUUCCAGGAGGGGAAAGAGGCGUGAUUCUUAUCACCACUCGCAAUCCUACGAAUAAAGGAUAUGGGACGGAUGGUUCCCGCUUCUUUCACUUCGACAAGUUGGAGAGCGAAGAAGCUAGUGACCUCCUUUUGGCGGCUGCCGCUUCCCCACGUCCUUGGGGGGUACCGACAAGAUCCUACGCCAAGCGAGCCGCGCAAAUCCUAGGCUUUUUGCCUCUUGCACUCAUUCAUGCCGGAAAGGCCAUCUUGGAGAAACUGUGUUCUUUGAGUGACUAUCCAGAGUACUACGAACGAACGUGGAAUAAAAUCCGCCGUGACCGAACUCGAAGGUCCUCUCAUAGUCACGAGGAUAACCAUGCGUUGAACAUGAGUGUGUAUUCUUCAUACGAGAUGAUAUAUCUCGGUCUCGAAAGUAAAAACAAUGACCAAUCCAGGGAUGCCAUUGAACUACUGAAGACAUUCUCAUUCUUCUACUGGGAGAACAUCGAGUUUGAUCUCCUAACAAAUGCAGCAUCGAACCCUCGGCGAGAACGAGAAGAUGCACGAGCCAAGGAGCGCAUGGUAAAACCAGUAGCGGUCCACCCAAGACCCAAAACAUGGACGAAAGCAUUUCGUGACUGGGCCGCUUCAGUAAUAGAACCGCUUACGAGACCAAGUAUUAUCCUGCCUGCUGUUCUGCGUGACGAGGACGACGACCCAUUCGAUGAAGACCGGCUACGCAGCGCCCUGUCUCUUCUAGUUCGUCUUGGUAUGCUGACACUUCACGAUGACAACAAUAGUUAUUGGAUGCAUCCACUGGUCCACACCUGGGUGCGACAGAGGCCUGAGACAAGUACGGCAGAGCAAGCCGUUUGGUGUCAAGCAGCAGCCACGAUAUUGGCACAGUCGAUUUUUUUCCAAGCUCCGCGUGCAUAUACGGCCCAGGAUGAGAAGACAAAGAGACAAAUAUAUCCACACGUGGAGAAUGUGCGGAAAUUACAGGCAGAUAUCAAGAAACGGUUCGAAGAAAACCAGAGGGCUCCUCACUGGAUUUGGCCGUUGAGGUUGCUGGCGCCUCAGCCGGGCUUUGGGAGGCUGCAGGCGACUGAAUAUGCGAAAUUCAGUUUGGUUUACCUUCAUUGCGGGUACUGGUCCAAAGCCGAAGAGCUUCAGCUUCAAGUAAAGGACUAUUUAUUUGCAAAGCUGGGACCCGAGUCCGAGUAUAGCAUUGCCAUUGCGUUCUUACUGUCCAGGAACUAUGUUUGGCAGACACGGAACAACGAGGCGAGAGUGCUACAAUACCAAGUCCUGGAUUCUGCGAAAAAGCUAUAUGGUCCAAAUCAUCCUACAACGCUACAGAUCAUGGAUACCCUUGGUGCCACGUGUGUCUUGAGCAGUAGAUACCGAGAGGCAUAUCGGCUACACCAAGAAGUUAUCGAAAGUCUGUCGAGGUUGGAAGGGUUCGGUCCAGAGCAUGAAGCAACAUGGACCGCCCUGGAUAAUCUUUCCAAAGUCAAGCUUCGCUAUUUUGAGCAUGAAGAGGCGGUUAAUCUACAACUGCAAGCAUAUGAGGGGAUGCAAAAGACGCUGGGUCCUAUGCAUGAGAAAACCUUAGAGGCUAAAGACAAUCUUGCCGCUAUAUACGGGUUUAUUGGCGAGAAGUAUCUUCCACUUGCUCUUCAGAUGAGUGAGGAGGUUAGAUCGAUCCGGAAAGAAACACUGGGGCAUGAACACCCUCUUACACUCAAAUCCACGUUGACCGUCGCGAAGAUCAAGACUGCCAUGAAUCAGUUUCAGGAGGCUGAACAAAUCUUCCUAGAAGGGUUGCCCAUUGCUAAAAGGAACCUGGGUGAAAAUCACCUAGGAACUCUCACAGCUCGAACCUGGCUUGGACACCUCUACUGGCGUCAAGAACGGUAUUCGGAAGCGCAGGCCAUCUGGGAAGAUAUAGUUACAAAGCAGACAUUUGAACAGACGAAACGGCCAGAUGGGGGGCAUGGGGAUCGAGUUCAAGUAAUGUGGUUCUUAGUCCACUGCUAUGAGGACCAAGGGAAAAUCGAAGAUGCCCUAAAUAUGUGUGAGGAUGUAAUCCAAAUCGUCAGCAACUUUGGAGGAGAAGGACUAGGCCAGCAGCACAAACUCUGGCAAUCUCUGAAGGAAAAGAAAGAGGAGCUACUGAAGCUCAAGGAGCAGGAUCAGAAUCAUGUCGUUGUUGAUAGCGCGGAUGUCCCGUCAACAUCUGCAUCAGCGAUACUACUCAAGAAAGUGGUCAAAGACUUUACUUUCUAG
Penicillium mononematosum is the source of this 3321-nucleotide messenger RNA. RefSeq names its product tetratricopeptide repeat protein. NCBI's taxonomy places the organism in Eukaryota, Fungi, Ascomycota, Eurotiomycetes, Eurotiales, Aspergillaceae. The transcript has 5 exons. Gene Ontology annotation, molecular function: protein binding. Bases 1 to 3321 code for a protein of 1106 amino acids. The record is from RefSeq and is a predicted model, not a curated record.